AUGUCAUUCAACAGGGGUGCCGUUGUUUCAGUUCAUUACCGGGACCGCGCAUGGGACAUCAAGCUCAACUCGGCGGUAAACACCGCGUGUCUUGAAAGAGACACCGCCACCCUAGCACUAGAGUUACAAGCUGCACUAAACCUCAGCACGCCUCCGGUUGGGCUGAGGCUACGCGUGGCACCCGGCGCUCAGGCAGUGAUUUGUCCGCUCAGCGCCGUGAUCGCGUGUCCGUCGUACAUCGCCACCGCCUAUCAAGGCAUGUCUUGGUUCCCGCUGCUGGAAGGGGGAGGCGACGACCAUCAAGAAGCACCACCCAAUGCACCACCAGCAACACCGCAAACCCAACUGCCAGCGCCUCCCUCGGACGACCCUCUCCUGCCCCCACCCCUGGGGUCACCUCUGGAGCACGAACUGUCCUUCCUAGCGACCGGAGGAGGAUCCACGGCGUCUCCCUCGGAGGGGUGCGGUCGCCCGCUCACGGCGCCCCCCGGCGACCGCACGCGGGGAAUGACGAGGCCGCGCCCGGGCCGUCGAGAGGGCCUCGGCAGACCCAUGUCGGCCACGCCCAGCGACAAGAGCUUCGGGAUGCGGUGGAUCCGCCCGGGAAAGAGCGAGGGCUUCGGAAGGCCCGUCACGGCGCUCCCCAGCGACCACAGCCACAGCGGCAGCCCCGCAUGGGGAAGUCCCCACGGCUUCCAGUGCGAGGAGACCGCCGCCACCACCCCAGAGGACGCUGGUGCGCGCCGGCCGGCCACUGCUCCCGCGCUUUGGCGACAGCCCUCCUCGAAUCUCAGCGGCUCGAGGAAUGACAACGGGGCGUUCGGCGAGCGGUUCGGACGAGGGGGGUCUGCGGAGGCGAACGAGGGGACGGGAGGGGUGGCUGCGGCGCAUCAUCGACUGAUGCCCGAUGGCGGUGGCCCAGGGGAACAUGGUCGUGCAGUUGGCGGUGACGUCGACUGGGGGUGGUGUGGAGUUGGUCCGGCGAGGGAGUGUUGGGCGUAACGGGUCGUUCCGAGCGUGUAGGAAUGAGCGUGUAGUGUGGCAGCGUGAAGUGCACCAGCCCUGGAUGUAUCAGGUACGUAGGCAGGCAGGAUCGCCAAUAGAAGGAAAUGUGGAGUUUACACGCGAAGUGCAGUAUUUACCCCCAAUUGUUAUGUGUGCCUGUGCUGUGACCAUGUGGGGCCAAUAGUGUGAUGAGCCGAAGUCGCAUCUACAACAGGAAGAUUGUUUGCUGCACUCGCCAGCUGGCUAAUGAUCUACGGGGCCUCCGGGGGCUACGUGGAUGGUGUUGUAAGUAUGAUUGAAUGAUU
Molecule: messenger RNA, 1310 nt
Organism: Ectocarpus sp. CCAP 1310/34
Lineage: Eukaryota; Phaeophyceae; Ectocarpales; Ectocarpaceae
Source: the annotation of a GenBank genome assembly